Messenger RNA from Passer montanus (Eurasian tree sparrow), 1869 nucleotides. RefSeq names its product CDC42 small effector 1 (gene CDC42SE1). NCBI's taxonomy places the organism in Eukaryota, Metazoa, Chordata, Aves, Passeriformes, Passeridae. Gene Ontology annotation, biological process: regulation of Rho protein signal transduction. Gene Ontology annotation, cellular component: plasma membrane. Gene Ontology annotation, molecular function: small GTPase binding. The transcript has 5 exons. The coding region runs from base 349 to 585 and encodes 78 amino acids. The record is from RefSeq and is a predicted model, not a curated record.
GGCCACGCCUGGGGCUGCGAGCGGGGCACCGGGACCCGCACCGGGACCGGGACCGCCGAGCCGCGCUGGGCUGAGAGCGGGGCACCGGCACCGGGGCUCGCACAGGGAUCGGGACCGGCGCUCCCGGGCCACGCUUGGGGCCGCUGCGAGCCGGACACCGGCAGCGGGACCGGGAGCUGGACUUGCGAGCCGCGCGUGGGCUGCGAGCCCGAAACCGGCACCGGGAGCCGCUGAGCCGGGACAGCCAGCUCCUCCCCACGCCGUGCCACCCCGAGCAGGUGUCCCCAUGGAGUGACCCGGGGCUCCCGGCAGCUGUGCCAGCGCGGGGCGACGCUGGCUGCCACCACCAUGAGUGACUUCUGGCACAAGCUGGGCUGCUGCGUCGUGGAGAAGCCGCAGCCCAAGAAGAGGAGGAGAAGGAUCGACCGCUCCAUGAUCGGGGAGCCCAUGAACUUCGUGCACCUGACGCACAUCGGCUCCGGGGACAUGGCUGCGGGAGAGGGGCUGCCCAUGACCGGUGCUGUCCAGGAGAUGAGGUCCAAGGGCGGCCGGGAGCGACAGUGGAGCAACUCCCGUGUGUUGUAGCGUAUUCCUGGCUUUUUCAGCCCAAACUUGAACUGCCUGACCCCCCCGCUGGAGGAGAAGCCGACCUGGAGUGCUUUAGCCCCGCGGUAUUUAUGCAGCACCGUCCUCGCCCAGCUCCCGGUGACUUUGGGUCGUCAUCCCUCUGGAAAACCCCUCCUUCCCGGAGGUCCUGGCUGGUGACAUGGGGAGGGAGCAGGGACAGCAGCCCCCAUCUCCUGCCCCGCCUGGAAAGGACACAGCCACCCCCUGAAGCGUGCCAGGAGCUGCCAGGCGCAGCCCACGCGUCCCAAAUCCUCCCAGUUUUCUCUUUUCUUGCUCCCGUGUCUCCCGUGGGCUGCGUGGUGGUGCCUCAGUUUCCCCAGGGAGCCAGCCAUGGUGCAGAGGCAGCUUUGAUGCCUCCCAGAACACCACAGAGGAGCAAAACCAGGAUUAAGCCCUGAUAUUCUGGUGCCAAACCAGAGUUAAACCCAAGAUGUCCUGGUGCCAAACCAGGAUUCGAUGUCAAACUGGGCUUAAACCCCAAAUCCUUGGAGCAGAACCGGGAUUAACCCCCGAUGCUUCGGUGCCAAACCAGGAUCUGACCCCACAGUGCCUCCAGCCGGCAUUCCACCGCCGCCAAACUCCCACCUCCCCCCUUUUUUUAGGAUCUGUUCUUAUUUUUAAGCUCCAAAACCCACCUGAGCGGCCUCCACCACCUCGGGCAGGACCGUGGUGGGGUCCCCUCCACCCGGGAUUGUCCCCAGCCCUGGCUGAGGCUGGACAAGGCCUGGCCUGAGAAGGGCUCUGGAAUUCAGGCGCGGGUGUACAUAGUUUAAUUAGCGCCAGGAUUAAAUAUUAAAUAGCACGUGCUGGGUGACAGAGCCUUUCCCCUGCCCUGUGCCCUGGUGGGAGCCGGGCUUUUCCAGCCCCUGUGUCGUGCUCGGGUCAGGGUUUUUGGGAAAAAAACAUUCCACCCUUGAAAUAAAUGCCUUGUGCUGGCCCCAGGGGUGGGUGCACGAGCUGCCCCAGGCUCCUCGCUCCCUCCUCGGCUCCUGGAGCAGCCAAAUCCACUGGGAAAAGCUGAUAUUCACAGCAGGCAGAGGCCUCGACUUUUUAUGGCACAACCAGUUUCCUCCUGGCUGGGCUGGACUCGGGAGUGUGGCUGCACUGACACCCCCUCCUUGGACACCCCAGAAUGUUCCUGUGACCCACUGUAGAGGGGAUUGCACCCCAGGGAAAGAGGGGGUGCACCCCCAGCUCGAGUGGGGCAGCACCCCGUCCCAGAAUAAAAGCCAAGAGCCAAAA